AUGCACAUACAUUGCAUUCUGCGACCGGCAUUGUGUGUCCCCCUCUUACUCUCGCUGAGGGACGGCAACCAAGCAUGUGCAACUGCUUCCGACGCCACUCAAGUAAGCCUCAACUCAUCAGCUCUGGAUGACACCGAGUCCGCCGCGGAGCCGGGUGUCUCAGAUGUGGCGAAGAAUAUUCGCGAAGCCAUAAAAAGCGAGGACCGGAUGAUCGAUGUGGAAGCGCUAUUGAGGUCGGCCCCUUAUGUAUCUGACGCUGUGAAAGGCUUUAGGGCUUCCGGUCUCAAGGAACCUCUGGGCUUUCCGACUCUUUCAUCGCACACCUAUAUGAACCAUCAGGCCGAAGAAAUUGUCAGGAGCGCGGAUGAAUUGGGCGUGUCGGAUCUUGCAGCCCGGCUGAAGAGCAAUCAGCUUCUAGGAUCGGGAUCCGCGCGUGAGAAUGCUGACAUGGCAAUCAGAACCACGUUGUUCGCCAGGACCCCGGAAGAAGUGGCAAAGGAGCUUCUAUUGCUUCGCGUGGAGAAGGACAUGGAAAGCGAGGCCGAAAAGCUGCAUAGACAAUUCAUUGUAGAGCUCGCAGAUCAUCCGAACGUGGUGUCUGGCGCGUGGGAGAAGUUGGGAUUAAAUCCCAAUGAGGUUCUCAAGGGACUCGGCUUGCACAAGACAACGACCUCGAGCUCCAGUGAUUUCGAAGCUGCUGAGUCACAGUGGCGACAUUACAUCAAUCUGUACGUCAAAAAUCACCCGAAAUCGUCCAAGGCCGAAGACUGGUUGGAUCCUGUACGUCGGGGUGGAAGAUCGCACGACUACAGCCGAGGAAUUGCGAUCCGGCCUGGCCAUGUUUCGUCUCCCAACAUGCCGAUCAAUCAUCACUCUGAUGCAAACACUUUCGUCGACCGGUUGAAAUCCCUGCGCCCUGCAAGUGAUACCUCGGCGGUAAGCAAGGACGGCCAGAUGCUCACCCGAAUCGAGGAGUUCACUCACUUCGCCAAAAAAGCGAUUUGGGACGUGAAGAGUUUUGCAAGUUUGCUGGAUCGGCACCUUAAGAAGUCAGAGGGGUCCGGAUUCGUCACACCUGACGAGGUAGUUAAGGUGUUGAUGUCUCACAAAACCCUUACGGAUGUGGUGCGUUUGCUGGUAUCGCUUCACCAGUAUAAGUACCAGCAGGCCACGGCUACCGAAUUACACAAGAUCCUCAUAAGACGCAUCGGGGAUCCAGACGAGAUGUGCGCUGCGUGGAUUAUACAGGCAUUGCGUCCCGAAACGUUGGGCGAAUACCUCGGUGUAAAGUCCUUGGAUGCAAACAACCACUUUGAUAAGAUGUCGCUCAAUGCGUAUUUGAACUACGAUGCUCGGUACAAGAAGGAGUUUCAACGGGCACUCAGAGGCAAGAACGCGGCGAAAGAUGUCGCACCAAACAAAGGAGCAGAAGAACUGGAUUUCCACAUUGAAGACAUUGACAACCAUCCCGGCGACCUCGCUCGACUGCCACACAAUGAUUUCGAUGGCAUGUCGAGGAAACAGCAGACCAAGGACGCGGGCGUGCACAGUACACACAUGGGAGGGAUUGUCGGGCCAAGGCGAGCUGGCGUAGUGAUGCGUUAA
This is a messenger RNA of Hyaloperonospora brassicae, 1605 nucleotides long. The record is from the annotation of a GenBank genome assembly. NCBI's taxonomy places the organism in Eukaryota, Oomycota, Peronosporomycetes, Peronosporales, Peronosporaceae.